AUGAGCGCAGCAAGCGGCAUCAGUCUCAGCACAGAGAGCUCCCGCAGAUGGACUGCGCUUCUGCAGGCGGGCGAGAGCGGACCUCGAGCAGUGCAGGUCAAGAUUAUCUCUGAGGUGCUUGAAUUGACGCACGAACUCGCUGCGCAAUCCGAUGCACUCGAUGACUUUGACCUCUUGCCUGCAUGGCUAGGCCAAUCGAACGAGCCCGCCUAUAUCCUCCAUCGAUUAGAUUCGGGCAGCUUCGUCUACAUCUCCUUUGUACCUGAUGACGCUCCUGUUCGAUCCAAAAUGUUAUACGCUUCCUCCCGAGCGACGUUGCAGCGCCAACUGGGCGAUCAGCACUUCACAGACUCGCUUUUUGCUACAAGGCUCGACGAGCUCACGAGUAGUGCUUAUCGAGCUCAUCUACAAAGUCAAUCUGCCGAUGCACCUCUGACCGAACGCGAGCGAGAGUCUGCGGACAUCAAGAAGAUGGAGGGUAGGGAACUGACAGGGACGAGUGCAAGAGGGAGCGCAGGCAAGAAGAUGCUCAGCUGGUCUGACGAGGCAAUGCGGGCUCUUGAGCAAUUUGCGAGCUCGGACGCGCCUACGCUUCAUCUCGUGAUCGAACUGAAGACGGAAGUGGUGCAAACCGCUCCUCGAGAAGGACUGUCAGCGCUGCAAGACACGCCCUCUUACAUCCUGCACCGCCUGAGUAGAGCAAACGAAUCGGCCAUCGUCGUGUUCAUCUAUGUCUGCCCUACUGACUCGCCCGUUCGCUCGAGGAUGAUCUACUCGUCCACUGUCGUAGGCGCAGUGACGACGGCGAAUGACGCAGGAUGCAAUAUCGCCAAGAGGCUCGAGACUUCGGACCCCAGCGAGGUCACAGAAGCUUGGAUCACUCAGGAGAUGGGCUUUGGAACAGACGAGGCAAGCCAGUCUGCUCCUCCGCCGGCGUCGAAGACGAUCAGCAGACAAAUCGACAAGAUGUCCAGCAGCGAUCUGUGUCCGGUCUAUGCGCCCUUCUUUGGCUCGAUGGGCUGUACUGCCGCCAUUGUCUUCACCUGUACCUAUGGUACAUCCAAGUCAGGCGUCGGCAUCUCUGCCAUGGGCGUCCUACGACCUGAUCUCAUGAUGAAGUGCAUCGUACCUGUCGUCAUGGCCGGUAUCAUUGCUGUGGAUGGACUCGUCGUCAGCGUGCUCAUUUCCGGCCAAAUCGAAUCGCCUAUGGCGCUCUACACGGGCUUCAUCCAGCUCGGAGCAGGCCUAUCGGUCGGAUUAGCCGGUCUGAGUGCCGGCUUUGCGAUCGGCAUCGUCGGAGAUGCAGGCGUGCGAGGCACUGCUCAACAGCCAAGGCUAUUCGUCGGCAUGAUCCUCAUUCUCAUUUUCGCUGAAGUUUUGGGUCUCUACGGCCUCAUUGUCGCGCUCAUCCUCAACACACGCGCGCAAGAGCAUCCUCCUGUGAGUGGCAACAUCGAGUCCAUCUUACUUCAAAAUCCUGACCGCGUUUCCGCGUGCAGUGCUAAACACGAAUGCCGAGGCAUAGAACGCGCGAAAGGCACAGAUGAGCCAUGUUCCAGCACGUUGCCCCCAAGGGACGAGACAUAG
Molecule: messenger RNA, 1587 nt
Organism: Mixia osmundae IAM 14324
Lineage: Eukaryota; Fungi; Basidiomycota; Mixiomycetes; Mixiales; Mixiaceae
Exons: 10
Coding region: 1-1587 (528 amino acids)
Biological process (GO): barbed-end actin filament capping; proton transmembrane transport; actin filament depolymerization
Cellular component (GO): proton-transporting V-type ATPase, V0 domain; actin filament; cytoplasm
Molecular function (GO): actin filament binding; actin monomer binding; proton-transporting ATPase activity, rotational mechanism
Source: RefSeq, a predicted model, not a curated record